GCAGCUGCAGUCGUCUGAUAGUCGCGCACCGUACCUCGCGAUCGUCCGCGGAACACUAUUUUAUUUUAUUAUAUUUAUAUAUUUAAUAUUAUUAUCAUAGUAUCAUUGCUAUACUAUUGUUGUAGGUACCUGUCCUGCCGUCCAGUUAUUAGUUAAACGAACUUUUUUUUUUUUUAUCACUAUGACGUGCUGUCCACCACUGACCAGUAACUAAUUAUUAUUUAUUAUUACUCGAUACUCAAAAAUGACUUCAUGCGUUUCAAUAAUGGACCGGAAUCAAUUGUUGCUGUCCGGCUUCGAACGUAUAUUGUGUGUUUAAUAUUAACGUAGUUUGUUUCCUGAUGGUCAGCUGAAUGUACCUACUACAUCAUCGUCAUAACUAUUAUUAUUUUCCUCGUUAUUGACGUUCCAGUGUGUGGCUAUUUUUUAUUUUUCGGUUAUAAUGUCGUUUUCAGAAGACGAAUUGUCCGUGAAAGUAGCCGUCAGAAUACGUCCACAAAUUGCACGUGAAGUGAUUGAUGGCUGUCGUAUUUGUACAAAUGUAACCCCUGGUGAACCACAAGUGACUUUAGGUUCAGAUAAAUCAUUUACCUAUGAUUUUGUAUUUGAUACACACGAAAAUCAACAAACUUUAUAUGAAAACUGUGCAUCUAGCCUUGUUGCUGGUGCUCUACAAGGAUAUAAUGCAACAGUCCUUGCAUAUGGCCAGACUGGAUCUGGUAAAACAUAUACGAUGGGCACAGGUUUUGACUUGGAGAAUAUUGAUGACACAGAUCCGUCCGCCAUAGGCAUCAUUCCACGAGCUAUACAUCAACUAUUUGAUGGAAUACAAUCAAUAAAACAACAAUCAUUGGAUAUUGGAGAUCCUUCUCCUCAUUUUACUGUUACUGCACAAUUUUUAGAACUAUACAAUGAAGAAAUAAUUGAUUUAUUUGAUACCGCCAAUGACUAUUCUAUAGCUAAAAAUAAAAGUGGUAUUCGUAUUCAUGAAGAUAUGCAACAUAAUAUUUAUGUAACUGGUGUAUCAUGGAAACCUAUAAAUUCAGCUUCUGAAGCAUUGUCUAAUUUACGUCAAGGAGCUUUAUCUCGUACGACUGCAGCAACUGCUAUGAAUUCACAAUCAUCAAGAAGUCAUGCAGUCUUCACUAUUAACAUUCAACAAAAACGAUUUGUUAAACAUGAGGAUGAAGGUACUGAAUCUACUUUAGAAGAUUGUAGCACAAACUCUACUAGUAAUCAAAAUCCUGGUGAAUUUGAAACUCUUACUGCUAAAUUUCAUUUUGUUGACUUGGCUGGUUCAGAAAGAUUGAAACGGACUGGUGCUACUGGAGAUAGAGCCAAAGAAGGGAUAUCAAUUAACUGUGGAUUAUUAGCAUUAGGAAAUGUUAUAUCAGCAUUAGGAGAUAGGUCUAGAAAAGCUCUCCAUGUGCCUUAUAGAGACUCAAAACUAACAAGAUUACUUCAAGACUCUUUGGGAGGUAAUAGUCGUACUGUAAUGAUUGCAUGUGUUUCACCAAGUGACAGAGAUUUCAUGGAAACACUAAAUACUUUAAAAUAUGCCAAUCGAGCACGUAAUAUUCAAAACAAGGUGGUAAUUAACCAAGAUAAAUCAUCAAGAACAAUUCAACUUUUACGACAAGAAAUACAACAAUUGCAACUUGAUAUUAUGGAAUAUAAGCAGGGUAAAAGAACUGUAAAUGAAAAUGGUGAAGAAUGUGUAAAUGAUACAUAUCUUGAGAAUACAAUGUUACAGACUGAAUUAACUAAUAUGAGAACUCGUAUAAAAGCUAUGCAAGAAACUAUUGAUGUUCUAACUACUAAAAAUACACAAUUAUUAGCUGAAAAGGCAACUGGAGCCUGGUUAAACACAGAUGCUGGUAUAGAAUCUAAUAUGACUGAUGUUAUACAAGGUUAUUUAAAAGAAAUUGAAGAGUUACGAGCAAAAUUACUAGAAUCAGAACAUAUGUGUGGUCAACUACGUAAAAAUACUUCUUCAGCUAUAAAAAAUCAUGCGAGUUUUCCUAACGAGGAAUACAGUUCAAAAGAAUUGAUUGCAAAAGCAAAACAAGAGUUGGAAAAUGAAAAACAAACACUACAACGAUUAAUUUCUGUAAAGUCUCAAGAAACAGAAAGUGAACCUUCAAUCUCUGACGAUAGCGAAGAUAACUCAUCUGAUGAUGAAAAUGAGAGAGCAAGUGUAGACAGCCAAUACAGUCAAGAAUUAGCAAAUUUAACAUCUGAAAUUAAUUUAAAGCAAAAGCUUAUUGAAGAGUUGGAGUUAUCUCAGCGUAGAUUAGCUAACUUACGACAACAUUACGAAGAUAAACUUCAACAGUUACAAACAAAAAUUAAAUUAACUCAAGAUGAAAGAGAUACAGUUCUUUCUUCUCUUGGUAAUAAUAAUAAUAAUCCAUCUGAAAAAGUAAAAAAAGUAAAGGAUGAUUAUGAACGUAGACUUGGUACCAUGCAGAAAGAAUUAAAAUCCUUACAAUCUGCUAAAAAAGAACAUGCAAAACUCCUAAGAGAUCAAUCUCAGUAUGAAAAUCAAGUACGAACACUUAAAUAUGAAGUAAAUGAUAUGAAACGCACUAAAGUAAAAUUAAUGAAUAAAAUAAAAGAAGAAACAACUAGACAUCAUGAGGCAGAAAUGAAAAAAGCUAAAGAAAUAGCUCAACUGAGAAAAGAGUCUAGAAGAGCAGAAAUUAGAAUGAGAAAUCUUGAAUCAAAAUCCCGUGUUCGUGAUGCAGUAUUAAAAAGAAAACAAGAAGAAGUAACUGCACUUCGUCGUGCAGCAAGAGCUAUAAAUAAUAAUCGCAAAGGUGCAGUGGGCACUCAAGCUAAUCGCAAGAGUUCCAAACAAACAUGGCUCAAUUUAGAAAAGAAUAUAUCUGCUUUAUCACUUAAUAAACAGACAUUAUAUUCUUUAGAAAAAAACAUGGAAAGGUUACUGCAAGAGCGAAAAAAACUACACUCAGAUUUAGAUUUCAAACUAAAAAAAUUAGCUGAAGCUCAUGUGCAACAACCUCGUGAUAGUAAUUUACAUCGUGAUUUUGAAGACGAAAUUGAAGCAAUUAGAGCUAAUUUAGAUUAUGUAGAUGAAAGUAUAAAAGAACUUCAAGAGAAUAUAUUGCAAAUUGAAGAUUCUAAGACUGUUACUGAAAGUUUGGAGUUAAAUGGCCAUGUAAAUAAUCUGCCAGAUGCUAUUUAUGUAUUGGACAAACUUUUUCAAAUGUCUUUACAUAAUUCUUGUCUGGCAGCCCAGAGAGAUAUAAAUUUGAAAGAGUUAGAAACUAAAAUGCAACAACUUGAAAAAGAAAACGAAAUACAAAGACAGUUAAUAGAACACAUGUUGUCCAGUCGAGAACGUAUUAAUGAAAUGCCUAUAAGUAUGACUACCAGUAGUGAUAGAGAUAUCAGAUCUGUAGUGAGUUCUUCAUCUUCGUCACGUUCUACCUCCCCUUCAGAUAUGGCAAGUAGUACACAUUCCAAAAAUGAUAUUGGGGCAAGUAAACAUAGACGCAGACCUGCUCAAGCACAAGAACUUCUUUAUGCCUCCAAAAAUGUAGACCAACAACGAGUACCUCUCGUACGUGUGCCAAGUGCUUCUUCUUUCUUAAGACCUGAUAAAUUUAAACCAUCACCAGUAAUGGGCCGAAAACAAAUUGAAAGACAAGAAUCUGUAUCACCUCGUCCCAUUAGGCGUGGAACUUUUAUAAUUUCUCCCAAUACAAACUUACUAGGCAAACCUGGUUCAAUGGAUCGACUAAACAAAAGCCCUCCAAAUUCACCACCUACUUAUCGUCGAGCAAUCAGUCGUGAUGAAAAUGUUUUUUCUCGCCUUACAUCCAGUACUACUCAACCUAAUGAACAACAGCGAUCUAAAGGUGUAAUACAACCAUAUCAAGGAAAAACUUCAUUGAAAACUCCUUUGGUAUGUACACAUAUCACAGAAGGUCAUUCUAGAGCAGUUCUUGCAGUUUAUGCUACUGAUGACAUGCUGUUUAGUGCCUCUAAAGAUAAGACUGUAAAAAUUUGGGAUCUAAACAGUGGUAAAGAAAUUCAAACAUUAGCUGGUCACCCAAAUAGUGUUGUUGCAAUAAAAUAUGAUGAAUAUGCACAACUUGUAUUUAGUGUAACUUCUUCAUAUGUAAGAGUUUGGGAUAUGAGAUUGUCAAAAUGCAUUAAGACUCUCAGCUCAUCUGGUAUUGUUAACAAUGGAUCAGUUAUGUCAUCACAAAUUCCAGUUGGAGAAAUUUUGUUGAAUGAUAUUGCACUAAAUAAUUAUGGACGAACAUUGUACAUGGCAUCUGGUGACAAAGUGAAAAUUUGGGAUAUGAGAAAGUUUGCAGUUCGAGGAAAAUUGAGUAGUGGUCACACAGCUGCUGUUAUGUGUUUAGCAGUGGGUCGGUUUGACAACAAGGAUAUUAUAGUUACUGGAUCUAAAGACCAUUACAUUAAGAUGUUUGAAGUUGAUGAGGAGGCUGUUGGAACGUAUAAUCCUACCGUUAAUCUCGAACCCCCUCAUUAUGAUGGAAUACAAACACUUGCAAUACAUAAUGAAAUACUAUUUUCUGGUUCAAGAGAUUAUGCUAUUAAGAAAUGGGACCUUGACAAACAAGAAUUAGUUACUUCAAUAAAUAAUGCUCAUAAAGAUUGGAUCUGCGGAUUGGCUGUUGUUCCCGAUCAUCCAAUACUAUUGAGUGUGUGUCGUAGUGGAUCUUUGAAAAUGUGGUCAGAGUCGUCUUGCUCACUUCUUGGAGAGAUGAAAGCACACGAUUCUCCAAUUAAUGCCAUUGCCACAAAUUCAACGCAUGUCUUUACUGCAGCUCACCGUGGAGAAGUGAAGAUGUGGCGAGUGGCUCAAAAUAUCUCGUUUCCAACAGCUAUGACAAUGUCAACAGGACGUAUGUUCAACCUGGACAUGUGAAUAUUUUAACUCUUGAAAACAUUAUGUAUGGGGUUCAUCUAUAAACGCGUGAUGGAACAGUGAAGUUAUGGCGGGUUAAGUAUCGUUUAGACGCGAUGGCUUGACGGACAAUCAUUUGCAUUGCAACAAUACUCCAGUACAUCGGUAUACUUAUGUUGACCAUAAUCGUAUUGAUUAGCCACCUGAUAACUUCGGUACAUGCCAUAUUUUGCCAUAAACCGAAGCAAACAAAACCUAUAUUGUAAUCUGUGAUAUCUACUUAUUUUGAGUAUCUUUCUGCUGAACUGUGUAUUUCAGUGUUCCUUACGAAUUGGUUCCAAAGAUGCAAAUUUCAUAAUAACAUAUUAUUUAUUACGGGUAGGGAAUUAUUUUUAUUAUUUUGAACACAAAAAGAGAACGACUAAUUGCAUGCUUAUUCUUAGGAAAUGAAAACGCUCAAUAUUUUUCAAAUAACCAUCUAGUAUUAUUAUUAUUAUUAUUAUUAUGGUAUUUGGUACUGAUUAUUACUUACAAUUUUUUAUUUAAUAAUUUUAUGUGCAUUGAACACGUUAAAUACUUGAUUUUUAAUAGAAUAAAUGUUAAUUAAUCCAUUUUAAAAAUCAAAAAAUGUUUUAUUUUUAAUAUUUAUUUUAAAAUAGACCUGAUCAAAACAAUGUUAAGUAUAAUAUAAUAUAUAUAUACAUAAAUAAAAUAUUGUAUUACA
Rhopalosiphum padi (bird cherry-oat aphid) is the source of this 5630-nucleotide messenger RNA. It is a transcript of the gene Klp31E, whose product is annotated as kinesin-like protein KIF21A. The transcript has 21 exons. Gene Ontology annotation, biological process: mitotic spindle organization; microtubule-based movement. Gene Ontology annotation, molecular function: microtubule motor activity; ATP binding; microtubule binding. The coding region runs from base 443 to 4927 and encodes 1494 amino acids. The record is from RefSeq and is a predicted model, not a curated record. Lineage: Eukaryota; Metazoa; Arthropoda; Insecta; Hemiptera; Aphididae.